UCUUAAACCUGGAACACUUUAAUUCUGUCCCCAAGGGCAGAGUGAUAGACUCCCAGCAAUGUAGGACUCACCCUGUGCCUCCCUGGAUCGUUACUCUGAGGGUUAUAUGAUCAGUUUAAUUGGAUCUGAAGACCUGGACUUGGACUGAGACCUCAAUUACAGUAAGCCUGUCCUGAGACUUCUCAAACUCUACAAUUAUACUGAAGGAAGACCCGAGGCUCUCCAGGAAUCCUCAAGGCCUUCCAGGAUAGACUGAGAUUGCUGAGUGUUUGGCACCGAGUCUGUCUAGUGUGCUGUCAUCACAGACAGACAUUCCCUCAAAAUGUGGUUCUACCUGGUAACUCUUGUGGGCCUUUACCACCUUCUGCGUUGGUAUCGUGAGAGGCAGGUGGUGAGCCAUCUCCAAGACAAGUAUGUCUUCAUCACUGGCUGUGACUCGGGCUUUGGGAACCUGCUGGCCAGACAGCUAGACAGGAGAGGCAUGAGGGUGCUAGCUGCAUGUCUGACGGAGAAGGGAGCUGAGCAGCUGAGGAACAAGACAUCUGACAGGCUGGAGACAGUGAUCCUGGAUGUCACCAAGACAGAGAGUAUUAUGGCAGCCACUCAGUGGGUGAAGGAGCGUGUUGGAGACAGAGGACUCUGGGGUUUGGUUAAUAAUGCAGGUGUGUUACAACCAUUUGCCUACAUUGAGUGGUACAGACCAGAGGACUACAUGCCUAUCUUUCAAGUGAACCUCAUUGGUUUGACCCAGGUGACUAUAAGCAUGCUUUUCCUGGUAAAGAAGGCCCGGGGCAGGAUCGUCAAUGUCUCCAGUGCUUUGGGAAGAGUUGCAUUGUUUGGCGGAUUCUACAGUUGCUCCAAGUAUGGGGUUGAGGCAUUUUCAGAUGUGCUAAGGUAACUGUUAGAUGAAAUCAAGAGUG
This is a messenger RNA of Mus caroli (Ryukyu mouse), 920 nucleotides long. The record is from RefSeq and is a predicted model, not a curated record. Lineage: Eukaryota; Metazoa; Chordata; Mammalia; Rodentia; Muridae.